This is a messenger RNA of Cheilinus undulatus (humphead wrasse), 2546 nucleotides long. Its product is annotated as oocyte zinc finger protein XlCOF6-like. Gene Ontology annotation, molecular function: DNA-binding transcription factor activity, RNA polymerase II-specific; RNA polymerase II cis-regulatory region sequence-specific DNA binding. NCBI's taxonomy places the organism in Eukaryota, Metazoa, Chordata, Actinopteri, Labriformes, Labridae. Gene Ontology annotation, biological process: regulation of DNA-templated transcription. The coding region runs from base 87 to 2234 and encodes 715 amino acids. The transcript has 2 exons. The record is from RefSeq and is a predicted model, not a curated record.
GGUCAGCUAGCAUGUGUCUCUGUGCUAACGUUAGCAGAGUAAUGUUGUAGUUUUCUUUUCCUUCUUCGACUCUUGGAUGUGUGGAAAUGUCCGGCUUUGAGGAUCUUAAAGCUUUAUUCGGACGGAGGCUGCUCGCUGCGGUUAUCAGAGACCUGAGAGGACGAGAAACCAGAUCUGAAUACGAAGAGGAGCUCCACCGCCAGAGGAAGCUGCUGGAUGUGAUUUUAAUCCCUGAGAUAAAGCUGCACAGAGCAGUGCUUCCUGCAGAUGCCCAGCAGCUGUUGGUGAUUAAAGAAGAGAGCCCCCAGGAGGACACUGAGCCCCCACUCAUUAAAGAGGAACAGGAGGAACUGUGGAUCAGUCAGGAGAGAGAGCAGUUUCAAGGACUGGAGGAGGCUGACACCAAGUUCCUCUUCAGUUCUGCCUCUGUGAAGAGUGAAGAUGAUGAAGAGAAACCUCAGUCCUCACAGCUUCAUGAGAGACAAAAUGAAGAGAUGGACACAGGAGCUGAUGGAGAGGACUGUGGAGGGGCAGAGCCAGCCAGGAUCUCAGAUCCAGAGACACAUUUACAACCAGAGACUGAGGCCAAGACUGUAGAGAGUUCUGGAGGAGAGACUGAUGACAGUGAUGAUUGGAGGGAGACCGGAGAACAUCAGUCAGGUUCAAACUCUGAAAAAAUAAAUAAAAAUAAGAGACCAAAUAGUAGGAAAUCACACAGCUGCUCUGUGUGUGGUAAAACAUUCAACGCAGUAAGCCACCUGACACAACAUGCAAGAAUUCACACAGGAGAGAAACCUUUCAGCUGCUCUAAGUGCAAUAAAGGUUUUUAUCAGAGAGGAAAUCUGAACAAACACAUGAGGAGUCACACAGGGGAGAAACCCUUCAGCUGCUCUGAGUGUGGCAAAACUUUACAAUCAAAACAGAGUUUGACAAACCACAUGAUGACUCACACAGGAGAGAAACCCUUCAGUUGCUCUGUUUGCUUUAAAAGAUUUACACAGAAAGGUAGCAUGGACUCUCACAUGAGAGCUCACAUGGAUGAAAACCCCUUCAGCUGCUCUGUUUGUGGUAAAAGAUUCCAAGCAAAACAUAGUCUCAAACUACACACAAGAACUCACACAGGAGAGAAACCCUUCGGCUGCUCUGUUUGUGGCAGAAGAUUCACACAUAAAUGUAAUAUGGACACUCACAUGAGGAUUCACACAGGAGACGAAACCUUCAGUUGUUCUAAGUGUGGUAAAACAUUUACAACAAGACGCUGUCUGACACUGCACAUGAGAACUCACUCAGGAGAGAAACCCUUCAGCUGCUCUGUUUGCAGCAAAAGUUUUACACAGAAAGUUCAUAUGGACACUCACAUGAGGAUUCACACAGGAGAGAAACCUUUCAGUUGCUCUGAGUGUGGCAAAAAAUUCAUCACGAAAUGUAAUAUGGACUUUCACAUGAGGAUUCACACAGGAGAUGAAACUUUCAGUUGCUCUGAGUGUGGUAAAACAUUUACAACAAAACGUUGUCUGACACUGCACAUGAGAACCCACUCAGGAGAGAAACCCUUCAGCUGCUCUGUUUGCAGCAAAAGAUUUGCACAGAAAGGUAAUAUGGACACUCACAUGAAGAUUCACACUGGAGAGAAACCCUUCAGUUGCACUGAAUGUGGUAAAACAUUCAUAACAAAAAAUCAGAUGGACACUCACAUGAGGAGUCACACAGGAGACAAGCCCUUUAGUUGCUCUGAGUGUGGUAAACCAUUAACAACAAAACGUUGUCUGAAACUGCACAUGAGAACUCACUCAGGAGAGAAACCCUUCAGCUGCUCUGUUUGCAGCAAAAGUUUUACACAGAAAGUUCAUAUGGACACUCACAUGAGGACUCACUCAGGAGAGAACCCCCUCAGCUGCUCUAUGUAUGUUAAAAAAAUAAAAAACAGUUCAAAGAGCAGCAUACAUAUGGAAACUCACAGAGGUGAGACAACAUACAGCUGCAGUGACUGUAAUCAGACAUUUGCUUUGCUAUUUCAGGUAAAAAGUCACAAAUGUGUUAGAGGUCAGGCUUCAGAGAUUCAUCAAAACCUGAGUGAAGAAAAAAGAGAAACAGAAACAGCAGCUGAUGGAGAGGACCAUAGAGGAGCAGAACCAGCCAGGAGUUCAGAUUCAAAGAGACAUUUACAACCAGAGAUAGAGGUUGAGAUCAAAGACUUUUCUGGAGCUGAGACUGAUGACAGUGAGGAUGAUUAGGAUAUCAGAUUUGAAAUAACCACAGGAUACUUGUCAUACAGCAAGGUUAAGUUUUCAGCAAAGAACUCUUAUCAACUUUGAACCAUUUGAAUAGAAGGAAACACAACAAACUUGUGCUCUAUGGAAAGAAUAAGUGCUCAGUGAAGACGUCCUUAAAGCUAGUUAAAUCUUUGUUGCGUCAAAAAGUCAACAGUGCAGACAUAUGGGCAGCAAGAAGCCAACAUUUACCAUAUAUGCCAUAAACAAGAGAGGAAAACUUUAUCUGAUUCUCUGUCCUGUUGUUACUGAUUUUAAUUGUUGAGUAUAAGAUUA